AUGACAAACCCUGACGUCGAUAAUCUGGAUUGGUUGCAAGCAUAUCUGCCGAACCGAACCAGUAAUGCUGCUCCUAGCUACAAUGCCAUGGAAAGCCGUGGGCCUCAGCCGCAUCCAGCAUUCAAUGAUGCAACACAGAUUGCUCAUGGUGCGCUGAUGCGGUCUCAACAGAGUCAUUAUCCAUACAACACGCCCUCAUAUCCUUCGGCCGAGACGAAUCGUGGUUUGACCUCAUCUCAAUUUGGUCACAAUUCACAAGGACAACAUGAUGGGCCCCAAUACAGAGACAGCCAGAGACAGCAAUAUGUCAGACCGGCUGAUAUCAACCCUCCCACCUUUUAUCAGCCUGAUGUCUCCGGCCGGUCGUCUGCUUCCAGCUCGCCCUCAAUUUCGACGCGACCAUCUCAGCAGACCCCGCAGCCACAGACCCAAAGGUCCUAUCACCCGGCAACUCAGCAAGUGGCAUCACGCAGUUCGUACCAGAACCAGGCUCCUGUAUCCCAGCCUGAAUCUCGGCAAGCACAAACACCCCAACAAUCAACAACCUGUCGACAACCGAUCUCGCUGAGCACCUACCCGAGUCAGUACCAAAAUCAGUCUCCUGCAGCCUCCUCCGAAUCUCGCCAAGCGCAAAACCACCAUCAGCUAGCAGGCAAUCGGCAGGAGACCUCGCGCAGUCCAUAUCAGAGCCCGUACCAGAAUCAGUCACCCGCACCCUCGGAGACCCCUCGAAGGUCUUCUACAUCUCCUGCAGGUCAUUCGAACAGAGGCAGCCCCUUUAUAGCGCCGGGAAAUACAAGACCGGUGACAUCAGGCCAAAAAUCCCACACGCCGGUCACCAACCCAGUGCCGUUGAAGAGCCCGCAGCAGAACCCGGCCAGUGCAUCUACCCAACCUGCGCCUAAAUUGGCAACGUCCACUUCGGUGUCAGACCAGCCAAGCUCAUUUAUGAGCUCGGAGACUUUUAAUCCCAUGGUCUCUCCUAGAGGUUUCAAUACCUCUGCGAGCCGCAGUACCUUGGAACCCCGUUCACUCGUUGGAAAGGGGUCCGCAACUCCGGCCUCCGCACCUCUCGCCUCCAAAGUCUCGCAGGCUUCUCCUCAAGGCUCUUCUGCAACUACGAAACCCGCAAUUGUUGCUGCAGCCACGCCCCCUACUUCGACGCAGGAACUGAACACCACCAUGCCAUCUACAGCUCCGGCAUCGACUUCGGUUACAGUCCAUUGCCAUCAGGCCCCGUCGGGAAUAACGCCCGUUUCUGCCACAACCACAAGCCCGUAUUUCCCUGGGAAACCUCAUUCACGGCCCGUGUCUACCGGCAAGCGCGGGCGGCCUCGAAUAUACCCGUCUCCGGAGCCUCGUGCGAAGCCACCGGGGCCUUCAAAAGCAACAACGUCAUCCAUCUCUACUGCUGCUUCCCAGCCGCCAACCGUUAGCUCGUCUCCUGCCUCUAAUUCAGAACAACUGCGAAAAUUGCCACCACCGGAAGGUUCGAAUCUUGCUGGGUCUCGACUACCAGCCGCCCCUACCCCUCCCAGGACGAUGAAUGCAAGGCCUCAACACGUUUUGCACUCGUCUCAAGCCAUGCCUCCGAUUGGAACAUCCGGGGCUGCGUCAGUCAUUCAGAAGACGGGAACUCCCAGCUCCCAACCCGGCUCCAUUCAACCUAAUACCCAUCCGAAGUUACCGCCUACAUUCCCAGUCACGCAGCCUUCUUCUAAGCCGAGUCAUGGGCAACCGCCUAACAAGGUCCGCCGCAUACUCUCUCCCGGUGGCCCCACUACGCCUUUGUCUGAGCCUCCGAGCAAGAUCGAUCUGUCGCGAUAUCCAAACCCUGCUUCAAGCAGCCAUGUCAAACUUCGGACCGAUCUUUGUCAGAUUCUAGACAAAAACGAUGCAGCUCGGAAGGAAGAAUAUGACGCGACGACGAUCGCUCGGGAUGUGUUGAUCAACGCGAAUAGACACCCGACUGAGAAGCAUCUGAAUCAUCAUCUGGAGAAAGUGCGCAACAGCUUCUCGCUUGACUUGCGAGUGGACCUAGCCACUUUCCGUUGGGAUCUAGUUGAUGCCCCUAGGGAUCGGGUUCAUGUCCCUGCCAAGCCGGUAGGGUCACAUGAUCAUGGAAUGCGACCUGAGGCCGCUCAGUAUUAUAGCCCACUGGCCGCGUUGCCGUUCAAACCCCAUUCAUAUCAUUCUCGUCCAAUUUCACCUUCGCCACUUCCACCCGUUCGAUCCACCCCUGUUCCCUCUUCGAAGCCUCCUCAACCUCCUACCCAACCUCCUGCUCAACCACCUAAGUCGCAUCCUCCCCCGCCUUCACCCAAGACCACACCGACACGGAAGCGACCGUUGCCUACUGAGGCAAGGCCAACGUCGGCCCAGGUUUCCCAGUCUCCUAGGACUCAUGAGCUUUCUCAGCCACAGGUUGUGAUUCCUCCGUCGCCAAACCCCAUGCCUCCUAAGAAGAAGCCUGGUCGACCUCCUGGUCGGCCCGCCGGUCGCACUCCUGGUCGACCUAAGAAGGUUGAGGUUGCUAUCACGAAGCAACCGCCUAAGCCUGCUAAGGAAGUUCCAAAAUACCAGGUCUUCUCAUGUCUCUGGGGUGGCUGUGCAGCAGAAUUACACAACCUAGCGGCACUCCAAGGUCAUAUUUUGAAGGUUCAUGUCCCUCAUAACAUGUAUUGCGAGUGGAAAGAAUGUGAACGUCCAGGCCCUAUGACCGCUUCAAACCUGUGGGAGCAUGUCCACAAGACACACAUGGAGCCGGUGGCGUGGGAACUGGGGGAUGGACCAGUGGUGCCUGGAAUCGCGGACAAGAAACUCCAGGGCCCGCCCUUCAGCCCGUCCUUCAGCCCUCUGACCAGUCACAUUUCACGCAAGCCCGCUAUGAUUUUGCCAGCUGACCCCAGCAUGAUCAAUGCAUUCAGCCGGGUGCAUGGUACUACUGUGAUGGUCCACAAGGCUAAAGCUUUUGUCAAUGGUGGAUCACACUGGAAACAACAGACUGGGCCUGAGGUGGAUCAGAGUGACCGGAAGUUGUCUACCCCAUCUCGACAGUACAAGGCCGAUGACAAAGAUGUGGCAUGUCUUACAGUCUAUUGA
Messenger RNA from Penicillium alfredii, 3102 nucleotides. RefSeq names its product putative C2H2 finger domain protein. Lineage: Eukaryota; Fungi; Ascomycota; Eurotiomycetes; Eurotiales; Aspergillaceae. The coding region runs from base 1 to 3102 and encodes 1033 amino acids. The record is from RefSeq and is a predicted model, not a curated record. The transcript is spliced from 2 exons.